GGACUUUAAUGAUCUUAAGAAUCACAGUACAUCAGAUAUUACGUAACUGCAGACUGGGGAUUAAAUAUACACUUCAUUUUGCCAGGCAGAGAGAGCAUCCGUUACUUGGCAGAGAACUGAUAGGGCCUGUUAGUUGUCACAGGGCGGGGUUAUUGUGACUGACUGGCCUUUGGACGACCCGUGUGAGGCAGGCAGUAGACUGUGAAGCGUCAGAAAGAGGGGCGGGGCAGGUGUUCACACUGUUUUUGCAAUGGAGGACUCAAUCGAGCUGAUCAUUGAGGACUACGGUGGGGUCUUUCCCACCAGCAGACCCCAUCCCAUCGUGUCGGCCUGCACAGGCGCCAUGCUCACAGGUCUUUAUGGAUUAUGGAGCGUUUUCACUAUGCCUGGCUUCCGCAAAAUCCCACGGCAUCUUAAGGUCCCAUAUUUGCCCUCCAGUAAAGACCAAACACAGAACGUUAUGAAGCUGCUCCAGGGGAGAAGAGGUCGCUUAGCAGAUCUUGGAGCUGGAGAUGGAAGAUUGGUAUUUGCAGCCUCUUCCGCUGGUUUUCAGUGCACAGGGUUUGAGAUCAACUCAAUUCUAGUGGCUUAUGCAAGGAGCAAAGCCUAUUGGAGAAGAAUCCCCUCCAGCCAAGUAACCUUUGUUAAGAAGGACUUCUGGAAGGCCGAUUUGUCUUUGUACAACAAUGUGACAGCCUUCCUUGUUCCAGGAGUGAUCGAAGUGCUGGGAGAGAAGCUACUGAAGGAGCUUCCUCAAGAUGCGCUGGUCAUUUCUUGCCGUUUUCCUUUCCCUAACUGGCCCCAAAAGUCAGCUGCCGGCUCUGGACUUGACCAGACGUUUGCUUAUGAGAUCAACUCUGUGCGCUCACACUUGAGAAAGACGGAGAUGAAAUGGGUUGAAUACUGUGGCUGACAUUUAGUCAGUGUUUUUUGUUGUUCUUGUUGUUUUUUAAUGAAGAAUGCUGAAUAUUAUGAUUUAUUUGUUGUUCAGUUUCUCAUAAAAGAUUUAACUUAUUUUACUCUGUUGAUGAUUUGUGAAAAUCUGGAAAGAUCUUUUUUACAUUAGAUAACACUUUUAACUAAUUUGAAAAUUAUAAGUUUUGCACAGGCAACGCUGAUUAUCUGUGCACCACACUGUCUAAAUAUUAAUAAAACAAGUUCAUAAAUGU
This is a messenger RNA of Poecilia latipinna (sailfin molly), 1169 nucleotides long. Its product is annotated as protein FAM173A. Gene Ontology annotation, molecular function: protein-lysine N-methyltransferase activity. Gene Ontology annotation, cellular component: mitochondrion. The transcript is spliced from 6 exons. The record is from RefSeq and is a predicted model, not a curated record. NCBI's taxonomy places the organism in Eukaryota, Metazoa, Chordata, Actinopteri, Cyprinodontiformes, Poeciliidae. Gene Ontology annotation, biological process: positive regulation of proton-transporting ATP synthase activity, rotational mechanism; regulation of mitochondrial ATP synthesis coupled proton transport; peptidyl-lysine trimethylation. The coding region runs from base 251 to 913 and encodes 220 amino acids.